Prorocentrum cordatum is the source of this 490-nucleotide messenger RNA. The record is from the annotation of a GenBank genome assembly. Lineage: Eukaryota; Dinophyceae; Prorocentrales; Prorocentraceae.
CAGGCUGCCUCCGGGAAGGGGGCAGCCAGCAGCUACGGCCCCAUGAGCGGUGGCGCCGCGGCGGCCAAGGGCGCGCAACGGGCGGGAGGCAAGGCUGGCUCUAUGGGCCCCUACGGCGCCGGCAAGGACGCCACCAGAGGCAAGGGAGCCGGCAAGCAGGGCGCCGCCGCCAUGGCCCUCGGCGACACGGGGUCGGCGCCGUGGGUCGGUGGGGCCCAGAUGCCCCCCGGCCGCUUCGACGGGGCCAAGUCUGGCUUCAAGCCGAGGCGCCUCUGCAACUACUGGAUCCAGGAUCCGGCGCUGUGCCAGAAGGGGGCGGAGUGCACCUUUGCGCACGGGGUGCUGGAGCUGCACCCCGACUCAGUCGAGGGCUGCGGGGUCAGCCGCUUCCACAACACAGGGCUGGCGCCCACGAAGAUGUGCAUCCACUUCGAGCAGGGUGCGUGCAAGAGGGGCCUGUCCUGCACCUUCGCCCACAGCGAGGAGGAGC